This is a messenger RNA of Penaeus monodon (black tiger shrimp), 1696 nucleotides long. Its product is annotated as B-cell receptor-associated protein 31-like. Gene Ontology annotation, biological process: endoplasmic reticulum to Golgi vesicle-mediated transport; intracellular protein transport. The transcript has 6 exons. The coding region runs from base 160 to 852 and encodes 230 amino acids. Gene Ontology annotation, cellular component: endoplasmic reticulum membrane; endoplasmic reticulum. The record is from RefSeq and is a predicted model, not a curated record. NCBI's taxonomy places the organism in Eukaryota, Metazoa, Arthropoda, Malacostraca, Decapoda, Penaeidae.
CAACCGGAUCUUCGGCCUGUGAUUGGCGGACGCGCCCGACCAAUCGCAGCCGGACGAAUCACUGGCAGGAAUACUUGGUGUGAGUGAGUGAACGCGGCCGUAGUAAUCCGUGAGUGACGUACUUUAUAGAAUUGGUAUCUGAACAAAAAGUGAAGCAAGAUGAGUAUCCAGUGGACUUUAAUAGCAGGUGUUAUGUAUGUGGAGUUAGCAGUCACCAUCUUUCUGCUAAUACCCAUCAUUUCACCACAGAGAUGGCACUCCAUCUUCAAGUCACGGUUUCUGAGAAGCAUUGGAAACAUGUCACAUAUAUACUUCAAGGUGUUCCUUGGUGUUUUGAGUCUUUUCUUCUUAGAUGCCAUCCGUGAGAUGAGGAAAUACAGCCAUGAACUGUCAGAACAACAAAAAGGUGAUCAUGGGUAUCACUUGGAUGCUGAAAUGCAGGCUCACAUGAGGCUCUUCCGUGCCCAGCGCAACUUUUACAUCUCUGGCUUCUCCCUUUUUCUUUGGGUGGUGUUGCAACGAUUGAUGACACUUAUUUCUAACCUUGCUGUUGCAAUGGCGGAAGGACAUGCUGCCCUUAAGCAGGCCAAGACAGCCUCUGAGACUGCAGCUCAGCUUCUAAAGCAAGACAAGGCUGACAAGGAAGAGGAUCAGCAGAAAGAAGCUAAUGUCUCAAAUGAAAUAAAAGAAUUGAAGGAAGACAAGCAUCGCUUGGAAGCAGAACGAGAUGCUGCUCUGAAACAAGCUGAAGCUGUUGGCCGUGAAUAUGACCGCAUGCUUGAAGAACAUGCAAAGCUCCAGGAGCAGUUGAAGAAAGCAAGUGGUGCUGAAGAGUCCAAGAAGGAUGAUUGAGGACAGUUUCCUAUCCUGCUAUGAUAUAAAUUAUGUGUACAGGAACAAAUGGGAAGAGCAAGUUUGGUUUAUCUUUUGAUGAUGUUCAGUGUUUACUAUUCAGAUGAACAUUAUGUAAGUUAAUUAAUUUAAUAUUAAAAAGCAAGCCUAUGAGAUCUUGCUUAGUGCAUAGGCUUCAAACAGUGCCUCUUGAAAUAUUGCUCUCAUGACAGUUAUUUAGUGAACUAUAUUUGGAGGUUCAAAUUAUAAGAUUCUGCAUUUGUAUGGUCUUUUUCAGAAAACUGGAGGCCAUGAAAUUAGUGGUUUGUGAAAUAAAGUGCUUGGGCCUAUUUGAUUAAUUUUUACUUUUGAAGGAGUGUAUCUCCAUUUAUUUAAUUUUUUAGAAAUAAUAAUAAUUAGUACACCCUUUAUAGUUUCCCACAUACAGGGCUCCUUUGACUUCCCAUUUAUUACAAAUCAAAUAUUUUUCAUUACUUCUAUAAUUCCUGCUUAAAAACAGCAUGUGUUAUUUUUUUUUGGUAUAGAUUACUGCCCAGUAGAUUAUAUGAAACAUCAUUUUUUUCUUCAACAGUUUGCUUGACAUCUGUCAUUAUCAACUUUUCCCUGGCCAUGUUAAUGUGUAUAUGUUCAUAGGAUUGUUUGCGUGUGUGCAGAAUCAUCUUAUUUUCAACUUAGUUUCCUCAUAAAAUGUUUACUGUUGAUGUGGUGUGGCUGUUUCUAUUCAGUGUACUUAUCCUUGUAGUCAUUUUGUUUAUACGAAAGAAGGUUGACAGAGUUACUAGGCUCAUUUCUAAUCUUUUUCAGUUAUGUAAGGAAUUAUUUCCUCUGAUAAUAAUAAUAAUAA